AUGGUAACUGGGUUCAUCAAUUAUGGUCAACAAACAAUACGUGCGGCAAGGUACAUUGGUCAAGAGCGUUUUCGUGGUCGAAUUCAUUUUGAAUUUGAUAAAUGCAUUGCUUGUGAAGUAUGUGUUCGUGCAUGUCCUAUAGAUUUACCCGUUGUUGAUUGGAAAUUGGAAACGGAUCUUCGAAAGAAACGGUUGCUUAAUUAUAGCAUUGAUUUCGGAAUUUGUAUUUUUUGUGGUAAUUGUGUUGAGUAUUGUCCAACAAAUUGUUUAUCAAUGACUGAAGAAUAUGAGCUUUCGACUUAUGAUCGUCACGAAUUAAAUUAUAAUCAAAUUGCUCUGGGCCGUUUACCAAUAUCAAUAACUGAUGAUUACACAAUUCGACCAAUUUUGAAUUCACCUCAACCAAAAGAGCAAUUCCGUGAUUGA
Molecule: messenger RNA, 426 nt
Organism: Amaranthus tricolor (Joseph's coat)
Lineage: Eukaryota; Viridiplantae; Streptophyta; Magnoliopsida; Caryophyllales; Amaranthaceae
Product: NAD(P)H-quinone oxidoreductase subunit I, chloroplastic-like
Exons: 2
Coding region: 1-426 (141 amino acids)
Molecular function (GO): NADH dehydrogenase (ubiquinone) activity
Source: RefSeq, a predicted model, not a curated record